This is a messenger RNA of Eriocheir sinensis (Chinese mitten crab), 1001 nucleotides long. RefSeq lists its product as uncharacterized. Bases 45 to 1001 code for a protein of 318 amino acids. The record is from RefSeq and is a predicted model, not a curated record. NCBI's taxonomy places the organism in Eukaryota, Metazoa, Arthropoda, Malacostraca, Decapoda, Varunidae. The transcript has 5 exons.
CCAGGUCUUUCUCUGCCUCUGUGGUGGAUAGUGGAGUGUUUCCCAUGUGGUAUUGGUGUGCUGGAUAUCCCUUCACUGGUAGCCUGGUAACAUACACUCCCAGGACUUUCUCUGCCUCUGUGGUGGAUAGUGGAGUGUUUCCCAUGUGGUAUUGGUGUGCUGGAUAUCCCUUCACUGGUAGCCUGGUAACAUACACUCCCAGGUCUUUCUCUGCCUCUGUGGUGGAUAGUGGAGUGUUUCCCAUGUGGUAUUGGUGUGCUGGAUAUCCCUUCACUGGUAGCCUGGUAACAUACACUCCCAGGUCUUUCUCUGCCUCUGUGGUGGAUAGUGGAGUGUUUCCCAUGUGGUAUUGGUGUGCUGGAUAUCCCUUCACUGGUAGCCUGGUAACAUACACUCCCAGGUCUUUCUCUGCCUCUGUGGUGGAUAGUGGAGUGUUUCCCAUGUGGUAUUGGUGUGCUGGAUAUCCCUUCACUGGUAGCCUGGUAACAUACACUCCCAGGUCUUUCUCUGCCUCUGUGGUGGAUAGUGGAGUGUUUCCCAUGUGGUAUUGGUGUGCUGGAUAUCCCUUCACUGGUAGCCUGGUAACAUACACUCCCAGGUCUUUCUCUGCCUCUGUGGUGGAUAGUGGAGUGUUUCCCAUGUGGUAUUGGUGUGCUGGAUAUCCCUUCACUGGUAGCCUGGUAACAUACACUCCCAGGUCUUUCUCUGCCUCUGUGGUGGAUAGUGGAGUGUUUCCCAUGUGGUAUUGGUGUGCUGGAUAUCCCUUCACUGGUAGCCUGGUAACAUACACUCCCAGGUCUUUCUCUGCCUCUGUGGUGGAUAGUGGAGUGUUUCCCAUGUGGUAUUGGUGUGCUGGAUAUCCCUUCACUGGUAGCCUGGUAACAUACACUCCCAGGUCUUUCUCUGCCUCUGUGGUGGAUAGUGGAGUGUUUCCCAUGUGGUAUUGGUGUGCUGGGUAUCCCCUCCCAAGAGACAAGACAGCCUGUGAUUACGAGGGCUGA